Messenger RNA from Morchella importuna, 3156 nucleotides. RefSeq lists its product as uncharacterized. NCBI's taxonomy places the organism in Eukaryota, Fungi, Ascomycota, Pezizomycetes, Pezizales, Morchellaceae. The record is from RefSeq and is a predicted model, not a curated record. Gene Ontology annotation, cellular component: endoplasmic reticulum. Gene Ontology annotation, molecular function: phosphatidylinositol deacylase activity. The transcript has 7 exons. Bases 1 to 3156 code for a protein of 1051 amino acids. Gene Ontology annotation, biological process: endoplasmic reticulum to Golgi vesicle-mediated transport; GPI anchor metabolic process.
AUGCGGAGUCGACGCUCUUCGAGAGAUUCGAGACCCUCCAUCACUGCAGACGACGGUGAAGAUAGCGAGGCCUCGCCGGUGGAAGGGAACGAGGAAUGUCAAUUUUCCUCUGCUUUGAAUAUCCAGGACCGAGGCGAAGAGAUAAAGACAGCACAUAAUUCCCCUACAAAACCUCUCUGGAUUCCGCCGCGGGACCGAGACCGAGAGCCUUUAGACGCGACACCAACACCGACAAAGGAAGGGAUGGAGGACACACGGGGCUACAAAUCUUCACGAGUACGGUCGGCAUGGUUAUGCUCGUUAUCAACACUAACUGUUAUCCUUUUCUCGGCCUUCCUCCUCUGGGUCAGCAUAACAUCCUUUACGGACCUUCAAUGCGACUCUAAAGGUUGCCGGAUGCCACGCAUGUCCCCUGUUUACAUCCGGGAGAAGGAUUUCGACACGGAACAUACUAGAUUUGCCAGCAAAUAUAGCCUCUAUCUAUACCGGGAGCAUAAUGUAGAUAUCGAUUAUCCGCCCAAGGGCGUGCCAGUACUUUUUAUCCCGGGAAACGCUGGUAGCUACAAGCAAGUACGGCCGAUAGCUGCCGAGGCUGCGCGCACUUUCAAAGAAGCAGCAGCUAAAGACGAAAACCUAAUGAAACUUGGACAACGUGGUCUCGAUUUCUUCACGGUGGAUUUUAAUGAAGAUAUAACCGCAUUCCAUGGCCAGACAAUGCUCGACCAGGCCGAAUAUUUGAAUGAGGCUGUUGCAUACAUUCUUUCUCUCUAUCACGACUCCAGAAAGGCCACAAUGGAUUCGGAUCUUCCAGAUCCAAGUUCUGUGAUAGUUUUUGGCCAUUCGAUGGGGGGGAUAGUCGCACGUACCAUGUUAAUCAUGCCAAAUUACCAAUCAAACUCCAUCAAUACUAUUAUCACCAUGUCAGCACCUCAUGCUCGGCCGCCAGUAUCUUUCGAUAAACAGAUAGUGCAGACGUACGAUGAUAUAAACAACUAUUGGCGGAGAUCUUUCUCGGAAAAAUGGGCAAAUAAUAACCCAUUAUGGCAUGUUACUCUGGUUUCUAUUGCUGGUGGGGGUUUGGACAAUGUUGUGCCUUCGGAUUACGCCAGUAUUUCAUCAUUAGUUCCGGACACACAUGGAUUUACGGUUUUUACAUCUUCAAUGCCAAAUGUUUGGGUUGGGGUAGAUCAUUUAGCAAUUCUCUGGUGCGAUCAGCUCAUGAAAGUUGUUGCCCGGUCUAUGCUAGAUAUCAUCGAUGUGAAAAGACCUGGGCAGACGAAGCCUCGAGCAGAAAGGAUGCGUUUAUUCAAGAAAUGGUAUCUUACUGGCAUGGAACCUGUUGCCGAGAAAACACUACCGCGCAAAGAACCUACUACACUAUUGACUCUUGAAGAUAACUCGCACUCGAUCAUUACUCUUGGGCAAAAGCUUGUUUUGAGGCAACUUGGUGAAUCGCAAAAGCCUCGUGCAUACUUGAUGCCUGUGCCACCAUCUCGUGGAGUCGGAACCACAAAAUUUACACUGUUGACAGACCAAAAAUUAGAUGGUGUUCGGGAUUCAAAGCUGGAGGUUUUGUUUUGCAGUGUGUUCCCUCUUCAAGCUGGACAAACGGCAGCAAUAUUCUCUAUGAAUAUGGAUCUGUCUGGAGACAGUUCUGGAUCGACCCGCCUUGCAUGCAAAAAUGCCGCUGAUGAUGUCAUUCAAAUGCCUGCAUCGUACCGAAACUCAAAACACUCAUUUGAUUCAGCCCAGCCAUUUUCAUCUUUGCAAUAUGAUUUUGAGGACCUCGCUGAGCACCAAUUUGUGGCUGUUGUUGACAAGGCUAGUAGAGUAUCACAAGGUUGGGUAAUUGCAGAGUUCGUCGAGAAGAAGGAUGCCAGUAUUCAAUCAAACGUCGGUCUACGUGGGUUGUUAUUGGAUGGGGUUCGAACAACUUUGCCAGCCGAACGUCCAAUUGUGACUGAACUUCAUAUACCUGUAAUGCACAGCAGUCUUCUGACGUAUAAGCUAAAUGUGGGUAUCCAAUCUUGCGGGGAAGACGGCCAGCUUUUUACCCCUCUUGUCCGUCAAUACCUCAUGGAUCCGCAUGAAUCAAAGUAUUUCGUCAAUGUGCACACAGCCGACAUAAGCCUUCACGGGACAGCACCAUUUAUACCGCCGGCUCUCCACCCGAAUAAUAAGAAGGGAUUAUCAUUGCAAUUUUGGACAGACCCAACCUGCAAUUCAACUAUAGAUGUGUCAGUUGAGUUUGAUUUCGUCGGAAGCCUGGGAAAACUUGUCAUGCGGUACAGAACUGUCUUUGCUGCAUUCCCUAUGCUUGUGGUAGCUCUUGUCCUUAGAAUACAAUUUACCGAAUAUAAUAACGGCGGCCGUUUCAUAAGCUUCACCAGAGGCAUAGAAUUACUGAUAAAUAAAACACUACCAUUCGUUAUGAUUUCGUUGUCCCUCCUAGCAGUUUCUCUCGGAUUCGCCAAGGCCGAGCAGGAAAAGCGAAUAUCAUCUCCAUUUUCAUGGCCAAAGUCUGCGGCCGAGCAGUCCUCUCCCACCAUGGAGUUCGAUAAAAAUGAUCUUCUAGUUGGGCUUGCAGAUCCAUUCUUUUGGUUCUUGGCACCAUUAUUUGCCUUAUUGGCUGUUGGCGUGGUUGCUGUUCUAAACUAUGGACUGAUGAUCUUAUUGCAUGUUUUAACAUUCAUAUAUUCAAUAUUCGUUCGAUGGCCCAACUGGGUUAGUAAUGAACGAAGACGCUCAAUAGGUCCGACGUUUUCGUCAAGUAGCCCACGAAGACGGAUCAUGACAACCCUUAUGCUUUUGUUUUUCGUAGCGACCCUUAUUCCUUACCAGUUCGCCUACAUGGUUGCUUGCAUUGUCCAAAUCGCAACUUGCGUCCGUGCAUUGAAAGUUGCAAAAGAAAGCGGAUACUCUGAACGCUCUGGGUCAUCGGCAGAUUUCUCCAACUACACCCAUUCAAUUCUUGUUAUGAUGCUUUGGAUAUUACCUAUAAACCUGCCCGUACUUGUUGUAUGGAUACAUAACCUAGCAGUUCAUUGGCUCACACCAUUUUCAUCCCACCACAAUUUGCUCUCCAUUAUGCCGUUUAUACUGCUUGUGGAAACCCUUACGACCGGAAAUAUGAUCCAAGAAUCCCCAGCCGUAUAA